AUUCAGGUUUUGCACACAGUUGGGGAGCAUUUUGUUGGCAAUACCUUGCAUCCUCUCUCACUGGAAACUGGGCAAAACACAGGGACUAUGUCAGUGAAAAGUUGGAUAUUUCAUGGACAUUUGCUCUAGGAUAUACUGUGAAGUCAACUGUAAGAAGGAAAGGCAUGAGCAGCACCAAACGGGGGUUCUCCCCAACUGUCCCGGCGGGCAUGGAGAGUAAGAAACCUCCUCCCCCUCACACAAAUAAUGGGAGUGGUCCACCACCCCUCAAAUACAGCUCCGAACCAGUUGAUGAUGUCAAUAUGAAUGAAGUUAUUGACGGAAAAAUAGAAUUGGAGGUGAUUUUACCUGGUGGAAAGACAACACAACUAACAGUAGACUCAAACGUUCCAAUGCAGGACCUUAGAGUUCUUCUGGCAGCCAAAAGCAAAGUUUCUCCCACUGGGUAUAUACUGAGUGUAUUUUCGGAUGAGACAGGCAAACCUUUGGAUUAUAAAGCCAAUCAAACUAUUGGUUCAUUGGAAGGACGGACUGUUCAACUCCAGUCCAAAAGUAAGGAAAAAGAGGUUGAAAAACGAAUGAUGAAGAAAGACUCAUCAAAGAAUUUACAGCCAUUUGAGACCACCCAUCGGUUCACUGUCAACCUGCCUCACAACCAGAAGAUGGUGACUCGGAUCAGCCCUGAAACAAACUUGGGACAGCUGUAUGCUCAUGUAUGCAAAGAGAAACAUCUUGACCCCAAACGUUUCACUUUCCAACACCCCACCAACCAUCAUGUCAACCUUGACCUAAGGAUCAUAACUGUGGGUGACCUCAAGAGCAAUGAAAUAAAUCUCAUCCCUUUGGGUUUAGUUGCUGACUCAGCACGAUCGAUGCCAGACCUCUCUCGUAGUGAGUCCCUAACUCUGCCUAAAGAAUCCUUCCCUUCCUACAUGCCAGGGGCAUCAGAACCGAAGAAGAAAAGAGGUUUCCUUUCAUUCCUCAAAAGGAAGGAUAACAAAUUUAAAUUGCAUGAGACACGAUAUCAGGACAUGGAAACUAGCUCGACAACAAGUAAUCAAAUGUCAGUGGCCAGAGCGCGACAGAACACGACCCCUCCCCCAGAACGUCGAGAAUCAGAUGCGGCCAACUUGCAGGUGCGACCUAAAUCUAUGUUUGUCACUGCUAAGGAGUUGAAAGUUCAUGAUGGAGCAUCAUAUUCACAGGGCAAAGAAAACACCCUACCACAAAAAGCAGCCACAAAAAAGAAACGGCCAGCACCUCCACCACCCCAGCAACAGAAACAUGCAGCACCAGAAACAGUUGAAAUUUCUGUGAAGGACAAAACAUCAGUUGUGAUGCAUGAGAAGAGAGAAGGUGUUUCCAAGGUUACACCUGACCAUGUGACUCAGAGACUUCAUUCCCGCAACAGCUCUGAUUCAAGCGGAUAUCAUGAACUGACCCUAAGUGGAGCAGAGUCACCUGAGGCAAAUCGUGUUUCAACAAAUUUCAAAACAAGCAUAGACACUACAUCCAUUGAAAGUGCUGAUAACACUAAUGGUGACAGUGGUAUAAAUGAACACUCCCCUGUUCAUAGCUCCCCCAAAUACACUGAAAGGGCUGCUGGAGAUAGCCAAACAUUGCCGCAUAACAGGUUGGUUAAAAAGCAAGUUCAGCGAUCACAUUCUCUAGAGAGAAAGGAGAUGUCCAACAAAGCACCCCCACCCUCCACGAAGAAGAAGAGAGCCCCUGCGCCACCCCCAGUUGCUGAACCCCCUCCCCCCUCCCCAUCUACCCCUCCUAGUCACACACCCGAAGCUUCUCAGGACCACACCCUAAGUACCUCACCCCCAGAAGCUAAACAGACGACAAAGGAAACAUCAUCUGGUAAUGAUGACGAAACUGAUGGAAAAAUGGAUACUGACGAUGAUGACAGCGAAGAUAUUAAUGAGACAUUGGAUGGUUUGUUGAUGAUGGUGGAGGAUGACUCUAUAUGCAGUGAGGAUAUUGAAAAUAUCGAGCAGCCAAAAGUGCCACGCCCUUGCUCCUUUGUAGCCCCUCCCCCACCUAGCGAACCCCCACCCCCCACAACUGGGCCGACUGAGACAGUGGAUGUUGGUGUAGAGGUUCAUGAUAAUGCCUCUCUCGGCCCAUCCAGUGCCAAGAGUUCUCCAGUUGCCGUCCACACCCAUUCCCGGACAGACAGUCUCAGCAGUAUAAGUUCCAUUAAUACUAUCGAGGAUGUUAACUUGGCGUUUGAACAAACAAUCGCCUUGGCAGAGGAAGUUCUCGAGGCAGAGGCCCCAGCAGAGUCAGGCUACAAGUCAGAGAUGGCAAUUUUCGUGGAGCGUAUGAGUAAGCUUACAGAGAAGGCAGACUCAGAGAGCAAUAUGUCCGACACGACUAGCAUCUCACUCCCGGAUACAGAGAGUAACUCUGAGACAGGGUCUGUGAUUCGACACGACCAGGAUGGGAGGCCAUUCCAUGCCAAGAUGGAUUCCUAUUCCUCAGACUCUGGUUCAGUGCAGAAAUAUGACAGUGAAGACCGAUCCCAUGGAGGGUCAGCUACAGAUGCCAGUAGCUAUGAUGAUGUUCCAGUAACAAAUGCACAGCAAUCACGUUCUAGGCGGGAUUCUCUUGAAAUUCACCGUGAAAACAUUGUUGCAGAUAAUGAAGUAUCGGAAAUUGAUGUUCCCAUGGAAAUGGUUCCUCCACCAAUUGAGUUCAGAAAUGAUCCUCAGGAGGAAGGAGCAAGGGAAGAAGAAAUGCAAGAGGAAGAGGAAGAAGAAGAAGAAGAAUAUAGAGAAUCAACAGAAGAAAUAAUUAUAACAAUAGCACCUUCAAGUGGUUUUACUUUUGCCGGUGCUAACAAAAUCCCUGACUUGGAAACACCAAAAGAACAUUCAAGUUUACCAGACUCUCCUCGAUUUUGUGUUGCCGAACCUUCAUUAUCUUACAGUAGAAUGGAAACAGAUCCGAAUUCUACAAAUUUCUCUGAACCUAAGCCUCAGACGGAUGUGAAACCUCCAAGAGUGAAAGAAGAAUUUGUACUGACACGUGAAGAUUUGUCUAAGAUAAAAUAUGUUGAAGAAAGCAAAUGGAGAUCAGAGCCAUAUGUUCAGCCAGCAAGAAGGCCAACAUCACUGAGUAGUUUGACUCAGGUGUAUCGGGAUGAGCAAGAACCUGCAGUGUCCUAUGCAUCAUUUCAACCAAGUUAUUCUAAACCUGAAAGUAUUCAAGGAUCCAGGUCUGAAGAGGACAAUGUUAAAACAAGAUGUUCUGAACUGAGCUUCAGACCUGAUUCUGAGGGGGAGAUUGAUAAUGUCCUUGAAGAGAAAUCAAUUUCUAUGAUUGCAUUGCCAGCCAUGAGAACAAGUGUCCUAAAGAAGUCUGAUGAGGAAUAUUUGACCACUUUAAAGCAGGAAUCCUACCAAUCAUUAGUUCAGGACACAAUGUCAUCAGGUGAUCGUGAAAUGAGAAGCAAGUUCUUUGAUGAUGAUGAGGAGGAUGCAGAGACUGAGAUUUUAGAGCAGUUAGGGAAGGUGUACAUUUCAGAGAGAAGUGAAGAUAAAGGAACUGUAGAGGAAGAAAAUAAAGAGAUAACAAAGCAACAAGCUGCACUCCAGUCUCAGUAUGCAAUUCUACAGCAACAGUUUUCUAUGUGGCAACAACAAUUGAAACAGAACCAGGACCUCCUAGCCAAUCAACACAUUGACCCAGAAGUCCAGAGCAUGCAGGAGAUUCAGAUCCAACAAAUGCAGCAACAGAUGCAGAUACAGCAGCAGAUGAUGUCACAGCUGGAGAAGAGCAUGGAAGUACUGGCUCUGCAGAAGAAGCCCAAGUCAGAGCAGCCCUCAGCUGUUGCUUCAGAGUCAGCAUCGGUUGUAGUGGCAUCAUCCGAACGUUCAGGACAAGGUGCAGGUAGGUCCUCAGUACCCACACCCCCUCCACCACCUCCAGUGACAGUUGUGAAGAAGACUGCUAACUCUGGGAGAGUUAACAAGAAGGAUGACCCCAGGUUUCAGAGGAAGUUAGACCCUCGUGAGGAGCUCAUGAUAGCUAUAAGAAGCUUUGGAGGAAGAGGUAAACUCUCGACUGUACCAAUCCAAAACACACACUGGCAAGGAGGGUCUUCAUGAGUGGGUACUCUGGCAGAGAAUCAAAUGCCAACCAGUGCUAUGAUCAAAAGGUCAAGGUCACACAAUGCCAGAAUAUUUUACAUUAAUUGUAUAUUUCAUUCUGUUCUGACAAAGCCAAAUUUAUACAUACACUUUGUCAAAUUACUUGAAAAGAGUGAGGGCAAGUUGCAAGGUACAAAACAUGGUAACAUGUUCUUGUGUAGACUCAUUCAGAUGAGAUGAGUGGUUGAGGUAAUUCUCUGUUAUUACCAAAUAAGGUGAUUGCUUGAGUAUUGUAUUAAUUAUAUAUGAAACAGAUUGCUGUUUAUCAUUAUACCAUCUUAGACAGUACUAACUAAACAGAAAAUGUGCUACCAAACUGCUGGCAGGAGAUACACCAACAGAGGUGAGCCUGUCCUGUGGGCACACUGCGCUGUGAGGAGACAAUGUAGAGGACAUACAGGGGGGUGCAGGACCUCUGUUCUGAAGCCACCUUGUCUGUUGUGUUGCAUGUCCUAAUAAAAUGAUUUCAAGGGCAGGAUUUGGGAGACUUUCUACAUCUUCUGAACUGUAUACAUUCCAACAAAGAAUGGCUUGUGACCAGGGAUACUGGAUGAUGAAGCAUUGAGCACUAAAACUGCUCCAGCUAGUUUUUAUGGCUGUGCCAGAUGAUCUAAACUUUCAUAAAGCUUGGUGAUACAUCUGGGAGCAUGAGUGUUGAAUGUCCUUAUCAGCUUGUGUAUUAUAUAAGCUGGUCAAUGAUGGAGUGUUGAGUGAAAGAGGCUUGUACUACAGGUAGCAGUAUCCGGCAGAUCUGUUACUUGCAGUGAGCAUGUCCAUCAGUGACAAAGCAAUGUCUGAAAAUAAGAAAACAAGACACAAUAUGUGUAAACCAGGUUCAAGGUACUCUACCACCAAGUCGUCGCAGAGUGUGCUUGAUCUGGUGAAUAAUGCUUUUGAUGAACUCAUCUUUUAAUAAAUAUGUUUUCAUGGUUGCUUAAUGUUUGGUGCAAACAAGCUAAAGUUUGUUUGUGGUUAUAUAUAUACAAAUACAACAGUUAUUGUGGAACGCACAAGGCAGGGUUGUGUGAACAAAGGGAGGUAUACUAGGUAUCCAGUUUACUGUUUAUGCAGCCGCAUCCAGAUAAUGCAGCUAAUGGGCUAAGAGGCCAUGUUUACAGUGUAAAUACAGUUGAAACCGUGAAGUGUUACAACCUCUGAGCUAUGGAAAAAUUAUAUUUGAAUAAAGGACAGCAUUAUUUCUGUAUCACCGAUAUAUACUCUGUUCCUGUUGUAACUUCAUAUAGGGCAUAUAUAUUUCAGUGUAGACUUUAGAGGAUUAUCUACAAGAACAUUAAGCAUUAAACCAUUGUUUGGGUAUGAACUAUGAGAUUUAAACAAUUUGUAGAAUGUAAUUUGUUACUUAUAGCAAUAGAGACAACUGCCUAAAUUUUUUACUCUUUUUAAAACUGGUAGAUAUUAUGUAUGAUAGAAGCGGCAGUUCUCAUGGGUACAAAAUGUAUAGGUGAAGUAGGUAUUCUAGGGUCCAUGUUCCAGUUGUUACUCUUUACAUUUACAUGACUACAGCAAUAUAUGUCUUUACACCUGUGUGUGUCAUUUAGCAGAACUGUUUCAAAUCAUAAAUGGUGCUUAACACACACACACAUCAUUUCUGCACUAUCCCCAGUUUAUCAUUUUUUAUUUGACAACUAGAUUUGCCAUCCAUGUUGACAAAAGCCCUCCAAUGGUGAGACAAUAGUUACAUUCAGCUUGGACAGAGGGGACUGUAGAAAUGACAGCCUUUGUUUUCUACUUGGAUCAUGGCAACUACCUGCUCUAAUCUUUUAAAUGAAAAUAUUUUGCUUUUUUCUCCCAACUUAAUAAACUGUUCUUUUCAAUCUUGGGCUUAGCCUUAAAAAUGUAAGAGUUUGGACGAAUAGAAACUGAGAAGUAGAAUGAGAACCUGUUUGAAUUGUUGUUGACUGCAUUAUCCAGUUCAGCCAAUCUCGAGGGGUAUGUGGUGUGAUGUGCCCUGUGUGUUAGCCAAUGUACCCUGAUCUCCGAGGGAUUGACCACAAAUCUAUCUCACCAACAUUCAUCCAUACAGACCCAGAAUAUAGUUUCACGAAGUAAAUUGCUUUGAUUCAGCCAUUUUAACAGCUAGCAGACGACGCAAACAAACCUAGUUACUUCCCUUAACUCAAUGCAUUCGGAUAAACAUCACUACAUUUUCAUUUCAACGAUAGUCAUGCAGGAUAAGCAUGUUCCAAUUGAUUUCACAACAGGGUAUAUGAGCAGGCUACACGAGCUGGCUGCAUGGAUUAUAUUUGACCCUCCUUAACCAAUCAGAAGCUAGUAUUUUAAUGUAAGGUGAGACUUAACUCUUGUCCAGUGAAGAAGACAAGACAGUUCAUUUGUGCAAAUGCAUUUAUUUUUAUUCUUCUUCCCACUGGGUCCUAGCUGGAUGUGUCACUGAUCCAGGUACUAAACAGGGCUGUUGAAUAGCCUAAUGUGGUGUUCCCACAAACAACACGAUGUUUACACACUAAUGUUGGGAUGGCAUGUCUUCAUUUAACUGAUUGUUGCUUUAUCAGGUUUUCAUAUGUCCAAAGUUGAUUUUAUGAGUAAACUGAUUCUUUAGCUUAGAAUAUUUCAUGUUGACUGUCUAUUUAUUUUGUGCAAUUAUCCUAGAUGUGAUCCUUUGUGCCCCUGCUCAAUAUUUUUACCCCGGCAUCAAGCUUCUAAUGAGAUUGUCACACAAGAUCUUCAGGGUAGUAGACAAACAGGACAUUUCUACUUAUCUACAUUAUACUGUAAAAGUAAUUUGAUAUUUCAGUAUUCAAAAGAAUAUUAUUUGUCUUCAAUAAAUUCCAUUUCUCCCCCAAAGUACACACUGUUUGAUGAUGUUAUGCUUUGACCAGUGUUACUUUGGUCCAUCAUUGAGUCUACCAAAUAGCUGUGAAAAUAGCUUUUGAACUUAUGUUGAACUUGCUUUAUGCUUGAAUGAUACUUCAGAAUAUGAAAAGGUUACCAAAAUUGUUGUUUCUACAUGGGGCUGAUAUGAAGGAACUCUACUUCAAGAUUGAAGUUCUCUUUUACCAACUAUUGUGAUUUAGACAUCUGCACAAAAUGGUUGUAUAAGGCAGUGUCCAAGACUUUCCUCAUGGUGACACUAGGAAGGCUGUAUGAAGCAGUGUCCAAGACUUUCCUCAUGGUGACACUAGGAAGGCUGUAUGAGGCAGGGUCCAAGACUUUCCUCAUGGUGACACUAGGAAGGCUGUAUGAGGCAGCGUCCAAGACUUUCCUCAUGGUGACACUAGGAAGGCUGUAUGAAGCAGUGUCCAAGACUUUCCUCAUGGUGACACUAGGAAGGCUGUAUGAGGCAGGGUCCAAGACUUUCCUCAUGGUGACACUAGGAAGGCUGUAUGAGGCAGCGUCCAAGACUUUCCUCAUGGUGACACUAGGAAGGCUGUAUGAGGCAGUGUCCAAGACUUUCCUCAUGGUGACACUAGGAAGGCUGUAUGAGGCAGUGUCCAAGACUUUCCUCAUGGUGACACUAGGAAGGCUGUAUGAGGCAGUGUCCAAGACUUUCCUCAUGGUGACACUAGGAAGGUGGUAUGAAGCAGUGUCCAAGACUUUCCUCAUGGUGACAUAAGGAAGGCUGUCUGAGGCAGUGUCCAAGACUUUUCUCAUGGUGACACUAGGAAGGCUGUAUGAGGCAGUGUCCAAGACUUUCUUAAUGGUGACACUAAGAAGGCUGUAUGAGGCAGCGUCCAAGACUUUCCUCAUGGUGACACUAGGAAGGCUGUAUGAGGCAGUGUCCAAGACUUUCCUCAUGGUGACACUAGGAAGGCUGUAUGAGGCAGUGUCUAAGACUUUCCUCUUGGUGACACUAGGAAGGUGGUAUGAGGCAGCGUCCCAGAAUUUCCUCAUGGUGACACUAGGAAGGCUGUAUGAAGCAGUGUCCAAGACUUUCCUCAUGGUGACACUAGGAAGGCUGUAUGAGGCAGCGUCCCAGAAUUUCCUCAUGGUGACACUAGGAAGGGUGUAUGAGGCAGUGUCCAAGACUUUCCUCAUGGUGACACUAGGAAGGCUGUAUGAAGCAGUGUCCAAGACUUUCCUCAUUGUGACACUAGGAAGGUUGUAUGAGGCAGUGUCCAAGACUUUCCUCAUUGUAACACUAGGAAGGCUGUAUGAGGCAGUGUCCAAGACUUUCCUCUUGGUGACACUAGGAAGGUGGUAUGAGGCAGUGUCUAAGACUUUCCUCUUGGUGACACUAGGAAGGUGGUAUGAGGCAGCGUCCCAGAAUUUCCUCAUGGUGACACUAGGAAGGCUGUAUGAAGCAGUGUCCAAGACUUUCCUCAUGGUGACACUAGGAAGGCUGUAUGAGGCAGCGUCCCAGAAUUUCCUCAUGGUGACACUAGGAAGGCUGUAUGAGGCAGAGUCCAAGACUUUCCUCAUGGUGACACUAGGAAGGCUGUAUGAGGCAGAGUCCAAGACUUUCCUCAUGGUGACGCUAGGAAGGCUGUAUGAGGCAGUGUCUAAGACUUUCCUCAUGGUGACACUAGGAAGGCUGUAUGAAGCAGUGUCCCAGACCUGGUUAGAACAUAUUACCUGAUGGCCCAACAUCAUAAUGUUAAUAAUUUCUUCACCAUCUUAGAAAUAUGAUAUUAUUUGUUUAUGUAGUGCAAUAGUACUGAAGAAAAUGUAUAUAUCAUUUUGAUACCUUUGAUUUUCUUAUUGGAAUCAGAUUUUCAAGGUUUUCCUAAAUUAUGAAACUACCUAUGAUUACUCAUAAUUAACAGAUGUUAAUGAAAAUAAGAUGUUUCUACUUCAGCAUUAAGGACUUAAUAAUUUGAUUUUGUGAUAUUAAAAUUAUCACAAAGUUUAUUUUAUUCAUUUAUAUUAUAUCUUUUAUAAUACCAGGAAUAUUGUUUGAAAAGGUCAGUGGUGUGUAUAAUCUAGAACUUUGAUAUUAGUUAUAUUUUAUCCUACCCCACUUUAAACUCUCAUCACAAUCGUUAUGCAUAACAAUUAUGAAAACAAAUAUAUUUAAUCACAAUUUAAUUAAUUAUGCCACAUUACAUAACUUAAUACUGAAUGUACGUGAUGAAAAUAUGUUCCCAUAACUCAAUAUGCCGUGAGACUUGGAAGUAAUAGAAUAGGCUGAACAGGUUUUACAGAUAUGCAUUGAAAUGCUCCAUUUAUCACUUACCAGAUCCUUAGUCAGCUAAUAUAUUAGAUAGACAGCUAUAGUCUUCCAGUUACUCUCCAGACAGAACCAAUAUGUAUAUAUAGGUAUUCAUAUAGAUGUAUGUACAAAAUAGCUUUAGAAGUCACCUCAUGAAAGAAUCAUGAAAAUAAAACAACAUUGUUGAACUGACACUGGUAUUGUGUUGAAAACUUGUAGUAUCAAGAUGGCUGCAAAGGCAUUAAUUUUGUUAUUUUUGGACUUGAAUGUAAAAUGAAAACCCAAACCUGCAAGUAGUAAUUGUUUGUUAUAUAAUAAUUCCACUUUUGACAGUAAUACUGAGACUAUUCCUACUGUUCCUGUGUACAAACACAAUAUGCUUAUCAAACAUUUAGCAGACUCUAAUUAUACAUGUUCCAGCAUGUACUGCAGAAUUAAAAAAUGUGAAAAAAUUGUGAAAUCAAAAUCAGAAAGAGUUUAUAUUGUUUUCUCUGCCAUUACAAUUAAUACAGUUGUUAGCUCGGAAAUAUCCCACAACACCAGUGUAUGAAGAAAUCAGUUCCAGUUUCAAGGCAGGGAUAUGGAGCUACUGUGCUUGCAUUGCUGUCGUUCAUGUCUUUCAUCUCCCUCAUUGCAUAAUGUCAAUGUUGAUAUCGGUGUCUCUCAUGGAGAUUUGUAGAUUCUGUGUAUAUUACUGUAUCUGUCCUGUCCAUGUGUUUUCUAUUGAAUAUACCAUGUAAUUAACAACAGUUGUAUGUAUGCGCAAAAUCUACAUAAAUAUAGGAAAUUGUA
Messenger RNA from Haliotis rufescens (red abalone), 10080 nucleotides. Its product is annotated as protein piccolo-like. The record is from RefSeq and is a predicted model, not a curated record. Gene Ontology annotation, molecular function: actin monomer binding. NCBI's taxonomy places the organism in Eukaryota, Metazoa, Mollusca, Gastropoda, Lepetellida, Haliotidae. Bases 165 to 4118 code for a protein of 1317 amino acids. The transcript has 11 exons.